Neltuma alba is the source of this 1275-nucleotide messenger RNA. RefSeq names its product protein ANTAGONIST OF LIKE HETEROCHROMATIN PROTEIN 1-like. NCBI's taxonomy places the organism in Eukaryota, Viridiplantae, Streptophyta, Magnoliopsida, Fabales, Fabaceae. The transcript has a single exon. The coding region runs from base 1 to 1275 and encodes 424 amino acids. The record is from RefSeq and is a predicted model, not a curated record.
AUGGAAUCCCGCAAAUUGGCAGCUUUACUUUCUUCUCUCAUCUCUCAGCUUCUCCUUCUCAUCCUCCUCCUUUUCCCUUCCUUUUCUUCUGCUCCUUCUUCUUCCUCAGAUUCCAAUCCCCCCUUCAAUGCCUUCCCUCUCGUCCAAUACUUUCUUUUGUCCCAAGAGAUCGCCGCUUCUCUCUCCUUCUCCAAGAACAGGAAACGCAAGCGGGUCGACCCAGAAUCUGACCCGAUUGAUGAGCACCCGCCGGGUGGGAUUGGAAUUGGGGACGUGGUUCGGAGCCCUGACUCGUUCAGGAGCUGUUUCAGAAUGACGGCGUCUACCUUUGAAUGGCUCUCUGGUUUGCUGGACCCAUUGCUGGAGUGUCGCGACCCCGUAGAGUUGUUCCCUCUGAAUCUCUCAUCCGGUGUUCGGCUUGGAAUCGGCUUGUUUCGGCUCGCAAACGGUUCCGAUUACGCUGAAAUUUCGAGCCGAUUCGGGGUUUCCGUGUCGGUAGCGAGGUUUUGCGUGAAGCAGUUGUGCAGGGUUUUGUGUACCAAUUUCCGAUUCUGGAUUGCGUUUCCGAACUCGCACGAGAUUGAAACUGUAUCUCGAGGUUUUGAAGACAUCUCUGGGUUGCCCAAUUGCUGUGGCGUGAUCGACUGUGCAAGGUUUAACGUAGUCAGUUCUGAAACAUCGUGUGAAGAUAAAAUAGCGGCACAGAUAGUGGUCGAUUCCUCGAGUCGGAUUCUGAGCAUUAUCGCUGGGUUUCGUGGCCAUAAGAGCAAUUCAAGAAUCAUCAGGUCGUCCACUUUUUACAGAGAUAUUGAAGAAGGGAAGCUUUUGAACUCGCCAGCCAUUGACAUAGACGGAGUGGCUAUAAAUCAGUAUUUGAUAGGAGAUUCCAGUUUUCCUUUUCUCCCAUGGUUGAUGAUUCCUUUUGCUGAAUCUCUACCUGGUUCAUAUGAAGAGAAUUUCAAUUCUGCUCAUAAGCUUAUGCGCAUUUCGGCUCUUAGAACUAUUGAUAGUUUGAAGAACUGGGGCAUUCUGAGCCGACCUAUAAAAGAAGAACUGAAGAUGGCAGUGGCUUAUAUUGGUGCUUGUUCUAUACUGCAUAAUAGCUUGUUAAUGAGGGAGGAUUUUUCUGCACUUUCCGGUGGGCAAGACUACCAAUUUCAGAAUCUGAGUAUUAAAGAUUCUAGAUCGGAGGAAAAUUCAAAUACUAUGAAUGCUUGGAUUGUAAGAAGUGCAUUGGCUACAAGAGCCAAGAAAAGCAAUGGUUCAAGUACAUAA